GUAAAUGUAGGAUCCAUUACUUUGUAUAUUGUUAUAGUUGGUUUUCCAGCUAUCAGAUUUCCUUUAUACUGAAUUGUUGGAGAGCAGGCAGUCUAUGCAGGAGUGUAUGGUUUCAGCAGUCUCAAUAGUCCCUGGCUAUGAGAGAACAUAAUCCGUUCAGCCUUAGGGGACACGCACUGCAUGUAGGACUCUUUGGACAGUCGGGUAUGCUUCACAGGGCGAAAUACAGCCGACUCCGCAAUGAUUCUAUCACCUCCCUGGAUGAUGGCAUGCAAAGCCCCACGCCAGUGCUGAAGGCGCCUUCUUCAUCCUGCACCUCCUCCUCCUGCCCUCCCUCCACCCCAGGCUCUCCGGCCGACCAAAUUUCCCUGGCAUCUUCAGAGGAGGGCUCAACCACCCUUUGCACUUUCCUCCCCAGGAUGGCCAACAUCAAACUCUCCAACCCGGCUGGCUUGUUGGGACUAAAAAGCUUUGCCCUGGCCGCUAAAGAGGUGCCGAGGACCAAACUGACCAACAGCGUGAUGGCCCACCGUGCCCCUGCAUCCCCGGAGAUCAGUCUAACCAGUUACCUGUCUGCCUCAUCUCCCCUUCCACAAGACUUUCAUAGUGAUAAGUUAGGCACCACCAGCACAAAAAGCCCUGGCCAAGGAGGUGGGCAGCAGCCUGGAACUGAGGGAUCCUUGUCCCUAAACAAGCUAGGAGGAGGAACUAAGCAGACCAGCCAAGACUGCCUGGAAACUGGGAUGACCUACUACGUAAAGUAUAUUGGCUGUUUGGAAGUGCUGCAGUCAAUGAGGAUGCUGGACUUUGGUACCAGAACACAAGUCACAAGAGAAGCCAUCAGCCGGUUGUGUGAGAUUGUGCCAAGUAUAAAAGGAGCAGCAAAGCGGAGGAAGCCUCCAAAUAAAGGCCUGUCUGCUGUUCUGGGGAAGAGUAACCUACAGUUUGCAGGAAUGAAUAUAAAACUUAUAGUAUCGACAAACAUCCUCAGUUUAACUACAGUCGACUCCCAACAGAUUAUUGCCCAUCACCAUAUGCAGUCUAUUUCAUUUGCCUCUGUAGGAGAUCCUGAUGCUACCGAUUAUGUUGCUUAUGUUGCCAAAGAUCCUGUGAAUCAAAGAGCUUGCCAUAUCUUGGAAUGCCCAGAUGGAUUGGCCCAAGAAGUUAUAAGCACUAUAGGGCAAGCUUUUGAACUUCGCUUCAGACAGUUCCUCAAUAAUCCUUCGCCCCUGAUCACACCCCAGGACAGCAGGAUGGCGCAAACAGACAGUGUUGCCUGGACUGUGGAGAGUAAAGAGACCCACGAGUAUUACAAUGAGAUCUCUGGUAAACAGCCCCUGCCAGGUGGGAUACCAGACAUGAGGAUACAAUUGGAGUCAGCAGUGCAGAAAACACAAGGCAACAGCCAGUGUGCAGAGCAGCUGAGAUGGAGCGGCAGCCCACAACACAUCAACGUGUAUGAAAACUGUUCAUUGACACAGAAGCAGCUCUGCCCUACAGUAGAAGCUACUAAGGCUGUUUACAACGGCUUGCCAGACAGCAGCUCUCUUAGUGUUCUCCAGCACAUAAAAGAGCAGCUGAGGAAUGAGGUUUGGUAUCAUGGCAAGAUGUGCAGGAAGGAGGCAGAGAGUCUGCUCACAGACAAUGGGGACUUCUUAGUGCGGGAGAGCACAACCUCGCCAGGCCAGUACGUGCUGAGUGGGUUACAAGAAGGCACCGCCAAGCACUUGCUAUUGGUAGAUCCAGAGGGCAUGGUACGGACAAAGGAUCACUUAUUUAACAGUGUGGGGCAUCUUAUUCGCUACCAUGUGAAAAACCAGCGACCAAUCAUCUCCUCAGGAAGUGAACUGUGUCUGAGGGAGCCAGUCAGGCCAAAGCAGAAGAGCAUUACUGGAUUCCGGAAAUGAAGACAGGUCCCCUUAUGAAUAAAGUCAUUCAUUCAUAGGAGUAAACUGUUAAAUGUGUAUUUCACACUUGCAUGGUCAUACUGCAACUUAUAGUGAUAAAUAUGCUCUUGAUCUGAGCAUAAUACCAAAUCCAUAUCUUUGACAGUAAAAUGCAGCCAAAACAAGCAAUCAAUAAAGUGUGAUCCAUAGCCAAUAUGUGUCAAAGCACAACUGUUUAACUGUAAUGUACAAAAACUAAAAUGUACCUUGACGCAUUAACAGGUUUAAUAGAAUAUAAAAAAUAACUUAAACAUCUUAUGGAUUACAUAAGAUUACACAGGUUUAACAGAAUACAAAAAAUAACCUAAACAUCUUAUGGAAUACAUAAGAUUACACAGCUGAUUCUGUUCACUCAAAAAAUUGCCAAAUUGAAAUCGUGCAGCACAUCCGGCUUGUUGCUUUUAUGUAAGGCUCUGUUUGUCUUCUUUUUUUGCCUUUUGAAAGCACUUUGGUAACAGUUUUACUAUAUCUAUUAUCCCAGCUUGGAGUACAAACCAGGGGUUAAAUUGUGCAGGAUCGCACCGGAUCCCAGAUCUGGUAACUUUUUCUCUGACAGGCCAGAAUUAAACAGUUUUCAACGAUGAAACAUAUGAAAAAAUGUGGCUAGGCAAAGGUUGGCAUACAGCUACCAACACCAACAAUAAAACAUGAAACUUUGAUCCACAAGCAAAUGAGAAUUUGAAGCAUAUAUGGCAGCUACUGUAAAUCAAGGUCAGGACAUUAGGUGAAUAAACAAAAAUGCUAUCCCUCUUCCUUAAUUAUAAGAUCUCGUAGCAUCUGGUUUACAAAUGAAUCCCUGGUACAAACAAUAGUAUUUAAAAAAAAAUUAAAAUUAAAACAAUGCCUGUUUUUCUUUCACUAGUUUUAGCAGUGAACAAAAACCUCUAACUGUAUUUAGAAAGAUGCAAUCCUUCAAUCUUGUCGAUACAUUGAAAAGUUGUAAAAGGAAAAAUUCGAGCAAAACAUGUGUCGUUUAAAAAAAAAAAAAACUAUUGAAGUUUUUCUAGGUGUGCAUCAAGAAUUAUUCAGUUUAAUUUCAACUAAGUUCAAAUGAGUUCAUAAAAUACAAGAGGGCAGUUGCAUGAAAACAAUGUUUGAUUGAAAGAUACAAAAUGAUCCAUAUAGCUGUACACAACGCCUGUUUCACUGUUAACUUUAAAAUACUUCUUUGUAAAUAGUAUCAUUGAUUUUCUGGGCAUA
This is a messenger RNA of Polyodon spathula (Mississippi paddlefish), 3146 nucleotides long. RefSeq names its product SHC-transforming protein 4-like. The transcript has 11 exons. Gene Ontology annotation, biological process: cell surface receptor protein tyrosine kinase signaling pathway; intracellular signal transduction. Gene Ontology annotation, cellular component: plasma membrane. Gene Ontology annotation, molecular function: receptor tyrosine kinase binding. The record is from RefSeq and is a predicted model, not a curated record. Bases 138 to 1907 code for a protein of 589 amino acids. NCBI's taxonomy places the organism in Eukaryota, Metazoa, Chordata, Actinopteri, Acipenseriformes, Polyodontidae.